AGUUAGGUUUCCAAGGCAUAAAAGAACUGCCAAUUUCUAUGUUUUCUUAUUUUGUCGCACGCCUUUUGUUACAAAACUUUCAUUAGAAAGCUUGCUAAUCAAGUUGUGUGCUAGGCGAGAUGACUAGGUGACCAUUGCUCCUAUUACUAGGGUAAUUUACAAGUUUUAGUAGGAUGUCAGGAGAUAAAGAGGAGUCCCUCUCACCAGAUGAGAUGAGGAAGAGGCUUUAUCAGACAUUCAAAAAGCGUGGAGUUCUUGACACGUUGAAGACCCAGCUUCGGAACCAGCUUAUUCAGGAGUUAAAGCACCCAUUUUUAAGUGGAGAGAGCCUGCCCAAAUCAGUCCCUGUAAAAACGUCCUCUGUCCUAGAGAUAGCCUCUAACAGCUUGGUAAUUGAGCACUUACAGAGUUCAGGCUAUGAAUAUACCUUGUCUGUAUUUUAUCCUGAAUCUGGCAUGAACACAGAAAAGUGUUUUUCAACCAGAGACAUUCUUCAACUCAUGAAAAUCAGUCCCCGCUCAUCUCUGUAUAAGUCUUUGACAUCAAGCAUUCAGAGAGAGAGUCAGAAAGGCUUUUUGAUGAAUCUUCUGACAGAGCUGAUAGACCACCAUAUACACAGGGACAGCAGUGAUGCUAACACGCAAACCAGCAACUCUGAAGCCUUUAAAGAAUCUCUUGUUGAAAAGAUGCAGAUGAUCGAUGAAGAGUAUGAGGUCCUGCGCUCCCGAGGAAACAAGUGGCAUACAUUUGAGGCUAGACUUGCCGAUUAUAGAAAAGAGAUUGAGGAACAAGCACAGGCUGAAAUCAACACAAAGCUUCAACAUUUCAAGGAUGUGGAAAUUGCAAAAGUGAAGAUGGAAGAGAAGGAAAAGGCUCAGAGAGAGAUUUUGGACUUUAGGAGAGAUAUGGAGAGAACUUACGAGAUGAAAUCUGAGGCAUUGAUUCACAGAGAAAAGAAUGCCAUCGAGCGACUGCAGAAGCAACAGCAGAUUGAAGAAAAGGAGAUCUACAUGCAGAGGCAGGCUUUGCUGAAGGAGAUAGAAACUGUGCGGAACAGAGAGGCUGAGUUAAGGCUAAGAACUGAAGCGUUUGAAAAAACAUGUAAGCUACAGGAGGAGAAAACCAAAGUAACUGAAGACCUGCUGAAGAGAAGAGAACUGGCCGUGAAGACCAUGGAGGAUACCUAUGACCUAAAGCUGAAGAACGAACUGGCCAGAUACCAAGUGGAACUGAAGGCAGACUAUGUUAAGAGAACUGAGCAGCUGUCAGAAAAUGAGAAGAGAAGUAAAGAGGAGACUGCAAGAAUUCAGAAGGAGGCGUCUGUGAUUGAUGCUAAACUACAAGAGCACAGUCAAGCUCUCGCAGAGGUGAAACGGCUAAAGAUGGAGCUGGAGACGGCCCAGUCCCAGGGCGCCCUGCUGAUCCAACAGAACGCGCUGCUGCGGGAGCGGCUGGAGAGCGUGAGCGACUACGCCGCGCUGCGGAGGGAGAGGGUGGAGCUGCAGGCCCAGGCGCGCCUCCUCAAGCAGCAGGUGGAGGAGGCGCAGGAGGACAACCGGCACCUGCGCCAAGCUCUGGGGCAGCCGUCGGCGGAGCAGCUGGCCCUGCAGACGGAGCUCAGGAGGACGGAGGCGGCCAGGAGGCUGCAGGAGGAGGAGCACGAGAGCCAGAGGCAGGUGCUGCACGCCCAGCUGCAGCAGGAGGUGGAGCGUGUGGCCCAGCUGAAGAGCCAGCUGCUGGAGUGUGAGGAGAGGAGCCAGUGGAUGGCCACCCACGCCGAGGACAUCAAGAUGCAGCUGCGCCAAGCGGGCGAGGCGGGCGGGGGUGCGCGGGGGGGCGGCGGCUGGAGGGACCGCGGCGGCGGCGGCGGUUCUCCCGACUCGGACCUGGAGCUGGUGGCCGGGGCCAAGGCCCGCAUCCGCGAGCUGGAGCAGGAGGCGGAGACGCUGGAGGAGGCCUACCGCAGCUACCAGCAGAGGGCGCUGCACGCCGCCGUCUCCUCCUACGCGCUGCCGCACAGAGCCCCGUCGCCCACACGCCACAUGCCCACCGCGCUCCACCACCAACACCAUCACCAACACCAACCUUACCAACACCACCCGCACGCCAAAGCCCUGUCGCUGGCUCACCAGCGGGUGACCUUUGCCUCCGACCCACCGGCCCUGCGAGUCGACGCGCGUCCCCCGGUCAGAGAGUCGGACCUGCUGCAGCCCGUCAGCUUCGGCCGAGGCCCGCUGGCGGGUGAGGUGACCCCUCCGCAGCGGAGCCUGUCUCCCGCGCCGCGCCGCCUCUCGUCCACGCCGGUCUCCCUCGCGAAACAUCAGCCGAGACGAGAACGACUGGAAGAGGUGUUGCCGGUGCCCCUGGCCGGCAGCAGGUCCCCGGCGCGGCAGCUGUCCCCCAUCCCAGCGGCCGCGCGGCGUUCAGGAGACUUCAGCCCCGACGUGCUCAGUGACCCCAGCAGCCCCCAGCUCCAGAGGACCAGCCGCCAGCACUCCAGUCCCCCAAAGGUUGCUCGAGAGGUGUCAAGUUCAGAGUCCUCUUCUCCACAACCUGCAGAAAUAGCCAUUGAUGACCUGACUGAACCUUCACCAGAGCCCAGUCACAUUCCAGAGCUUCUCCAGGAGGAGGGCAUCCGUGUCAGUGAGGAGGCCCCUGAGGGGCAUCAUGCCACCCCCCCUGUGCCCGUCCAACCCAGUGCAGCUCAGGCCGAUGUGGAGGCAGCCAGACAGAAGGAGGAGGAGGAGGAGGAGGAGCUGCGCUGGGAGCUGGAGAGGAAGAGGCGAGAGGAGAGGAGGCAGACGGAGCAACGGCAGGCUCAGGAGAGGGAGCUCAGGGAGCUGGAGCGACUCGAACAGGAGAGGCUCCUGCAGGAGGCGCAGUACGAGAGCCAAGAGGCGGAGGGGGAGCGAGGAGGAGGAGGAGGUGCAGAGGAGAGGGGCCGGGGGCAGGAGGUGGACGUGGAGGCGGAGGAGCAGAGGGAGCAGGUGGAGGCCAGCCAACAGCUGGAGCCUGAGAGGGGCCCCGCGUCUGACCCGGCCGACCCGCUGCAGACCUACAUGAGGAUGGUCAUGCAGGGGGGAGACGGCGAGCAACAACAGAGUCCAAAGAAGGAGGAGGCUGAGCGCCGGAGCCCAGAGCCGGACCUCUUAUCUGAUAAAGACAACAGUGUUACUGCGUUCUCACAUGAAGAGGCAGAUGAAGACUUCUGGUGAAACGGAACUCCAUGAACUACAUGAUGCAGUUUACAAAUAGUUUGAAAAAUAUUUUUUGUACAUUUAUUUAUAUUUGUUCAGCUUUCUGAUUUUAAUGGUGUGGUUUUUGUUUAUGUCAAUAAAGUGACUUUGGAUAAAA
This is a messenger RNA of Sardina pilchardus (European sardine), 3354 nucleotides long. It is a transcript of the gene ofd1, whose product is annotated as OFD1 centriole and centriolar satellite protein. Gene Ontology annotation, molecular function: protein binding. Bases 174 to 3215 code for a protein of 1013 amino acids. Gene Ontology annotation, biological process: epithelial cilium movement involved in determination of left/right asymmetry. Gene Ontology annotation, cellular component: centrosome; ciliary basal body. NCBI's taxonomy places the organism in Eukaryota, Metazoa, Chordata, Actinopteri, Clupeiformes, Clupeidae. The record is from RefSeq and is a predicted model, not a curated record. The transcript is spliced from 22 exons.